AGGUUAUAGCACCAUGUUGUCUGAUAGAAAUUUACCUACGUUUCUAUGCUUGAAUUUAUUCGAUAGUUCACAAUAAUCGAAAUAUUCGAUAGUUUUCAUUCGAUUAUGUCCAUAUUCUAUGAAAAUAUUUUACGUGUUGAAGGUGCUUGUAUCGUGAUAUAAUGGAAGGAGCUGGUAAUGGUUCUUUUUUCUACAGGUGCCGACUUUGCAUAUCAGAAGGUAGACUAAGUUUGAAUUUAUUUGAAACAGAAGCCAUACGACUGAAUCUAAUCAAUAAAAUCCGGACUUACCUUACGAUACAUGUCUCCUUGCAUGAUGGGUUGCCACAGCAGCUCUGUUAUGAGUGCCUCUCCCAAAUUGAGCUAUUUCACAGUUACAAACAGUCUUGUCUGGAGUCACAGUAUACACUAAAGCACUGGAAUUUGUUUUGUGAUGGAGGUGAAUUGAAGGAGGAUAAUGUUUUGAAUGUUAAUGUUACAUCAAAUGUUUUGGAAGAUGAUGAUGAUAACAGGCAGGCAACGGAAGCUGUUAGACAGUCCUCUUUUUCAGGGGAUCAGUUGCCAGAGCAAAAGGGUUACAUGAAUUCUCCCAAAAGUAGAUACAGCAAGUGUUGUAAAAGAUCACCCAAGACAUCAGAACAUUUUGAAAUGGAAGGAAAUUCUGUUGGAGACAGUGAAUUUGUCUGUGAGAUGAUUGACUUAAUUCAGAACCCUAGGAAGGCUUACAGUGGUCCAUUAACAUUUCCUGAUUCAACAUUUAAGCAGUCUGAAGUGGCAGGAGAUUCCAUUGAAGGGAAUGGAGUAGAGUGUGAGUUGGGUGAGAUAUCAGAACUGAAGGACAAGUUUUCUUGUACUGUUGCUAAAUGUGAGCCAUCAGAGGUGGGCUUAAAUGGAUGGAAUGAAAGUCCUCUUUCUGUGCUUUGCAUUAGCAAAGAAGUUCCCAGACAAAACUGCGCUGUUCUCUCACGACACAAUGUAGAAACUUCUGCGAAAGAUCAGAGGACGGAACUGAAUGCUCCUGUAAAUCACUUUGGACUGAAUGUGCCCACAGAAGGAUCUUCCCACACGUGUAUGUUAAUCCAGACCCCUCUGAAGGCUGCCGCUGAUACGGUAUUAACAUUUCCCGAUUCAACACCAAAAGAAUUUGAAGGCGAAGAAAUUUCAGUUGUAGGGAGUGAAAUUCAAUCAGAGGCUGUUGAGACAUCAGCAAGAGAUACAGAGGUCAGUUUUUUCUCCACUGCCGUAAAGCAUGAAAGAAGAAGGGUAAGGCCAAAGAGAAGAAAUAUUUGUUCCCUGUAUGUGCCAUGUAAUAGCAAAGAAGUUUCUAGUAACACUCCACUACGUGAACAGAAUUCGGAAACAUCUGCAUUGCACAGGAAGGUGCGUGCAGGUGUUACUGGAAUGAAUGUACCCACAAGAAGACCGUCCAUCAUGUCACCAGUAAUUUGUGACAUUCGUUCUCUAGCAUCAAUUCCGGACUCUGUGGCGGAGGAGUGCGGCACUGAUCAUUGCUGCUCUCAUAACAUUGAAGACUCGGAAAAAACAACUUGGCUGACAGAACAAGAGAGAAAAGUCACAGCAUCUGAAAAUGUAGCAAUUAAUUCUCAGAAGCAAAAUGAAUCUAUUCAUAUUAGUCUGAAUUCAGAUCACGAACGUCAUAAAUAUCAGUCAGUACAGGUUCUUUUAAAAGUCUUGGAGCCUGGUGAAGACAGUAAUUCAUUUGAAUCAGACAUUGAGAAUACUCGAGUUAGAAAAAUGUUGACUCGUAAUAUGUGUAGACCAGCAAAGCCGGGUCGAAGAGGCGAGAGGAGAAACAACAGUACAGAAUAUGUCAUUAAGGAUCCACUGACUGCCUAUGUUAAAGUAGAGAGACUGGCAGAAAAUAAGAAGGGCACUGCAGUGGAUGUGCAGAGUAAAAUUAAAAAUUCCACAGCUGUUUCAACGCAGGCCAAAAAGCCUCGGAGACCUUACAGCCAGAAACAGAAAAGUCAGUCCAGUCAGUACAGGUUGGUGAAGCCUGUCUCGGAUGAGGCGACAGGAAAAUUGCGCUAUAAGUGCCUAAAAUGCAGCAGCUUGUUGUCAUACAAACAUUGUAUCAAGGAACAUAUGAAGAUUCACACAGGUGACAAGUCUUCUGUGUGUGCCGUGUGUAACCUGGCCUUCCGCAACAACUACAUGCUCAAGAGUCAUAUGGUCGUUCAUCUCGCUGAGAAGAACUUCGAGUGUGAGGUGUGUAAGCACCGAUUUUUGGGGGGAGAGCGCCGUAAACAACACAUGAGACUGCACACAGUGACUCCAUUUGUCUGUCAAGUAUGUGGGUACUCCUGCAACCUGAAAGAUUCUCUCAAACACCACAUGCGAAUCCACACAGGAGAGCGCCCCUACAAGUGUGACCUCUGUGAUGCAGCAUUUUCUGUUCGCACGACUUGGAUCAACCACAGGAGAAUUCACACUGGCGAAAGGCCUUUCAAGUGCAAGGAAUGUAAUAAAACAUUUUCGAGGCAUUCGACUCUUCAUGCCCACAAGAGAACUCAUUCAGACGUGCGUGUCUUUGGCUGUCAUCUCUGUGUGAGCAGAUUCAAAGCAAAGGCUCAUUUAUUGAGACAUCUCUCCUGCGUCCACAAAGAUCUCAUGAAGAAGGAGCAGCGUCUUGAGUAGACAACCAGCCGUGUUGGUCCAGACGACACUGAACAUCACCAUCAUAUCCGAGAGGCCCGUGGUUCAAAUCUCGGGAAGGGGAGUUUUUGUAUAAUUUUCAUCAGUUCACCAGGCAAGUAUCAGAAUAAUACAUCAAAAUAGGCCACGUCCACUUCUACAUGCUACCCAACUGCUAUUUAUCAUUCACACGACAACCUGAAGUUAUCGAAGGUUUGUGCGCAUUGGGUGCCACGUGCUCUGAAUCAACAACAAAAGGAUAAGAGGGUUCAGAU
Molecule: messenger RNA, 2929 nt
Organism: Zootermopsis nevadensis
Lineage: Eukaryota; Metazoa; Arthropoda; Insecta; Blattodea; Termopsidae
Cellular component (GO): nucleus
Molecular function (GO): zinc ion binding
Source: RefSeq, a predicted model, not a curated record